AAUUUGUUCAAUUACAAUUUUUGAUCUUUUUGGCGUAAAAUGACAGAGUCAAUUAAAAAUUAUUGAGCCUGAGAGACACAUUAAAACUGGAUUUAUGAUUUGUCAAUUGCAAAUUUUGAUAAUAUGUUAUGGUUUGGUUUAACUUUAGCUUAUUGUUGAGAAAUAGUUGAGAUCAUUUUUAUUGUGAAUAUGAUUUACAGUUUCUGUUUCAUGACGAAAAUCCUUGACAGUAAAAAGGAACAAGAAUUACAGUGUCUAUUAUUGUCCCUUCUUCGAUUGUGACAUACCAGGGUCUACUUUAGGCCAUUAGCAUAAGUCUCUUUCUGUAUAAUCUUUAAUCUAUUGUUUACAAAGGUUUCUGUUCUUGUUCAUCAACUGCCCUUUUGUUGUUCUCUGCUGUAAUUGUUGGGAUAAGAUUACCACCAGUUGCGAUGCCAUUGUCAAGCUCAAUCUGAGUUUUUCUGCAUGGAGUAUUGGACUGUCUGUGUUAUUUAAUAACAAGAAAGUUAUAUUUCUAGGCUUGGUUUUGUUUUGUGUCAGUCAUUUUGUUAUAUAUGGAAAUAUGGAAUUUUACAAAUUGUGAUGCUUUGGUAGGAGAGUUCUUAAAGACCUAAUCUUUAAAUUGGGUGAAGAGAAUGUGUUGGUGGCAACAUUAUGUCUGACCUGUAAUUGUUAGUCUUCUAUAACGUGUUGUAGGGACUAGGAAGUUUGGUUAAUCUUGGAUGAAUCUGGCAAAGUUGCUGGCUUGUAAUGUAAUAUAUUGCUUUGUUACUUGCUGAAAGUUCCUGUGAGACUGAGGUAGUGUGGUUUAUGUGUUGAUCCUUGUAUUGUAUAAUUAAAACAUGCUAUAAAAAACUCUGCAUUACUUGUUGAUUUAUUUUGUCUCAGUCAUUUUGUUACAUUAUCGAACUUUACACGUAAUAGACUGCUAGUUGUGAUGCUGUGGUGGAAAGAUCUUAAAGACCUUAUCUUUCAGUUGGAUGAAGAGAAUGUGUUGGCGGCAACGCUACCUGUAACCUAACCUCUUAUCGCUAGUCUUCUAUAAUGUGUUGAUUUGGAUGAAUCUGGCAAAGUUGUUGUCAUUGUAAUAUAUUGCUGUUUUGCUUGCUGAAAAUUCCUGUAAGACUGAUGUAGUGUUGUUUAUUUGUUAAUCUUAUCUUUGAUUAAAACAUGAUGAAAAGCUCUGCAUUACUAAGCAACUAGAAAGGGACUGACUCUCCUUGGUUCUAGUGGUAUUUGAGGUGACUUUCGUAGCCCCAAGUCAGGGUCUUUUCUUGGGGCUGCUGGGCAAGAGAAAUUAUUGCAGGAGACAUGGCUGAUCAACUUGUAUCAAAGCAACCCACUCCAUUUGAAUUCGUGAUCUUUGAAGGUGAUGCUGAUAAUAUGAGAACUGUUACAGUGACACCAAAUGAAGCUAGUCCAUGGAUUGAUCCCUCGUCAUUGAGACUCAGACACAGAAUUGGUAGGGGCCCAUUUGGUGAUAUUUGGUUGGCAACCCAUCACAGGUCAGCUCAAGAUUACGAUGAGUAUCAUGAAGUGGCAAUAAAGAUGCUGAACUUGAUGAAGGAAGAUAGCGUGAAAGCCUUUUUAGACAAAUUUACUGAAAUCCUUCCCAAGUGUCAUGGAAUGAAAGGAGUUUGUUGGCUUCAUGGGAUUUCAGUUAUAAAUGGGAAGAUAAGCAUUGUCAUGAAAUUCUAUGAGGGAUCAGUUGGGGACAAGUUAGCUCGUUCUAAAGGAGGGAAACUUUCAUUGCCUGAUGUCUUGAGGUAUGGAAUUAACAUAGCGCAAGCAGUCAUGGAAGUGCACUCCCAAGAAAUUCUGGUUCUCAACCUCAAACCUUCUAACUUCCUUCUUGAUGAGAAUGAUGAGGCGAUAUUAGGGGAUUUUGGAGUUCCCUAUCUUCUUCUGGGACUAUCAUUGUCAAACUCAGAUAUGUCCCUGAGAAUGGGAAGCCCAAACUACAUGGCUCCCGAACAGUGGGAGCCAGAGGCAAGAGGUCCAGUAUCAUCUGAGAGUGACUCUUGGGGAUACGGGUGCAGUAUCUUGGAGAUGUUGACAGGUGAUCAACCUUGGUGUGGGAGAUCAGUUCAGCAAAUCUAUCGUUCAGUUGUUCUAAAUCAAGAAAAACCUCAUAUACCAGGUGGUCUUCCUCCUGAGAUUGAGAAUGUCCUAUCUGGUUGCUUUGAAUUUGACUUUCGAAAUCGCCCUCUGAUGACAGACAUCUUGCAGGCAUUCAAAAGCUCGCAGGAUGCAAUUAUGAAUGACGAGACAACUUUUAUUCUGAGGAGUAAAACCAAUAGUGGCAGGCCAAACCAGCACUAUUAUACCGAGUGGUUUCUUUCGAAGGAUACUCUUCAGGAAGGGGACAUAGUGAGGUCCAGAAAGGCACCAAACACCUCCAAAUCUGAAAACAUGAUUAUUCCAGAGGGAAAAGUAGUUGGCUUAGAAGGCAGUAAUAAUGAUCAGGAUGCCUCUGUCUUAGUAAGGGUACGAGGAAUCCACGACCCACUAAGAGUCCGGACAUCCACAUUAGAGCGGGUCACCCACGGCUUUGCUGCUGGAGAUUGGGUGCGUCUAAGGGAGGAGCAAAAACAGCAUUCACGAGUUGGAAUCCUUUAUUCCAUACACCGUGAUGGAACUGCAGCUGUUGCAUUCAUUGGAUUGGAAACAUUAUGGAAAGGUAAACAUUCGGAGCUCCAGAUGGCGAAGCCUUAUCACGUGAGCCAAUUUGUGCGAGUUAAAGCCAAUGUCUUUAAACCUCGUUUUGAGUGGCCAAGGAAGAGGGAAACAUGGGCUACCGGGAAGAUCAUACAUAUUCACCCAAAUGGGUGUCUUACAGUAGACUUUCCAGGAAGAUUCCCAUUUAUUCAGAAAAAAGACCGGUUCUUGGCUGACCCGGCUGAAGUUGAAGUGGUCUCUUUCAGUUCCUGUCAAGGAGUCCUGAAGAAAUAUCAGCAUUUUGAGGAUAUCCACUGGGCUGUAAGACCUCUUCUUGUUGCUUUAGGUCUAUUUACUGCCAUGAAAGUGGGACUUAUUGUUGGGAAGAAGAUAGCUAAACCGAACAUGAAGAGAGAGAAAACUGCAGAAAGAGAUGAUCAGGUAGUUGAUGAUUCCGGCAAAUCACAGCCUGGUUUUCCCCUUCUGUGGACUAAAUAAUUUUCAGAGAAUAAUAAUUUGUAACUUUAACCUGUAAAAAUGGCUUUUACAACGGCGGGUGUGAGGCGAUCAUCAUUCAUCAACCAAGCUGUCUAUCCUUUUAUUUCUAUUUUCUCAGCUGAACAGAUCGAUCUUCUUAGAAGUGUGGAGUGCCUUUUUAAAAACUGUAUAGCUUCCGCUUCUGGGGAUCACUUCAUAACACCUUUUCCAGUUCAUAUUUGUAAAUAUGUCUAUUUCAAUCAACUUGUUCAGUUCCAUCUAUGUAAAGUUGUAAAUACGCCCUAUUUUAAUCACGUCCCAUUUAUUUAUUUAUCUAAAAAUGUCUGUUUUAAUCGA
Molecule: messenger RNA, 3492 nt
Organism: Spinacia oleracea (spinach)
Lineage: Eukaryota; Viridiplantae; Streptophyta; Magnoliopsida; Caryophyllales; Amaranthaceae
Product: E3 ubiquitin-protein ligase KEG
Exons: 5
Coding region: 1312-3156 (614 amino acids)
Biological process (GO): protein phosphorylation
Molecular function (GO): protein kinase activity; ATP binding
Source: RefSeq, a predicted model, not a curated record